Messenger RNA from Suillus discolor, 1565 nucleotides. RefSeq names its product kinase-like domain-containing protein. The coding region runs from base 50 to 1408 and encodes 452 amino acids. The record is from RefSeq and is a predicted model, not a curated record. Gene Ontology annotation, biological process: protein phosphorylation; regulation of mRNA processing; spliceosomal complex assembly. Lineage: Eukaryota; Fungi; Basidiomycota; Agaricomycetes; Boletales; Suillaceae. The transcript has 6 exons. Gene Ontology annotation, molecular function: protein kinase activity; ATP binding.
CGACGCCCAUAUUCUUAAGUAUGAAAGAAAACCGCCUCGACUUCAAAUAAUGUUUGUCGUAGCCAACUCACUUCGUGGUCCUCUAUGGAAAACCCUAGGUCGCACACUUCCUCGCUUUACUUCCACAUCCUCACCAGUGGCUCGCGAUAUUAAAAGACCUUUGCACGAUCCGUUCGUCCAUGUGCAGAUCAACGAUAAGGACGAUGGGGAAGAAUUUGUGUACGACGAAGAGCCACUUGUGCUUUCGCCUGAGCAAGGGUUCGGAUAUUACCCCAUUACCUUAGGACAGUAUUUCGGAGAGGGCAAGCUCCAGAUUGUGAGAAAACUUGGAUGGGCAGGUAAUUCCAACGUGUGGCUCGCGCGCACCCUGGGAAACGCGUACCCAGCGAAAUAUGUUGCUGUCAAGGUUCUUACAGUCAACGCGACCGCAGGUGUGGUAAAAGGAUUUCUACGUGAAGUGGACUCUCUUAGGACCAUCAAAACGGCUAAUCCUAACCACCCUGGCCAACAACACUGUCUUCAUCUCUACGACGUAAUCACCGAAAAGAGUUGCCAUGGUCCUCACAUUUGCAUCAUGACCAACAUUCUGGGGACGAACAUGAUCAGUCUCCGCAGGCUGCAACCCAACGGGCAUGCUUUCCCUGUUGCUGUCACUAAACGUAUAGUCAAACAAACACUUCUUUCUCUGGACUAUCUUCACCGCGAGUGCGGCUUCGUACAUACAGAUGUGAAACCCGACAAUGUUCUUGUCUGUGUGGACUACGAAGACGAAGCUAUAACUCGUCUCCUUGAAGAAACGCCAUCCGCCACAUACGAACCUCGUUUUGAGCCCACUUUAUCUCCUGAACCUAUUAUCACGGUAAAGUCGCAGCCGCUCCCUAAUUUCGGUCUUCGGGAUGAUGCGAGCAACCUCAAGGUUUGUUUGUUUGAUUACGGUCAAGCAACACUCGCCAAAGAGCGCCGAAUAGAACCAGCUCAACCUCUUCUCCUCCGCGCACCGGAAGUUACUUUGGGACAUGGGUGGUCUACACCCAUCGACGUAUGGUCCGUGGGAUGUUUAGUUUUUGAAUACCUGACUGGUGCAGCUAUGUUUCAACUCUCGGAGUCCUCUUCCAUCAGCGUUGAAAAUCUUUGUCUCCAACGAAUCCUCGAACAUAUCGGUCCUUUCCCACCUAGCUUUUUGGAACGAUGUCAAUGCCGGAGCGAUUUCUUUGACGAACAAGGAUCACUCCGCGUUCACAAUCUGAUUCCUCAGGCAAUGGAAAGCUGUCUUCGAGCAUAUAAAGUUGUGGACGAGAAGGACAUAGCUCCUGCCGCUGCCUUUAUUCGGAAGUGUUUAACUAUCGAUCCCCACGUACGACCUACAGCCUUACAGCUACUCGACGACGAGUGGCUCAAGAACGCGUGAGACGACGGCAUGGAUCUUCUGGUACAAUUCAAAGUGCUUCUGAAGCCUUAGAUAUUGCACAUUUCACAAAUGUUAAUGAUCUUUAGAUUCAUGAUUUGCAUUGUUACCGCGUAGCCAGAAGGUGCAUCAUGGCUGUCAGAUAUGUCAAGAACCUCCA